UUCAGUAUUGCGGAACCCACUUCACGGUUGUUUUAGAAGUAAUUGAAUAUUUAUUUUUGUAGGGCAUUUUUGUAUAUGUUUAAAUUUGUAAAGGGUAUGAAUAAUUUCAUUUGUAUGUCUUGUUCGGUAGGAAUUUUUAUAUCUCGGGUUUUUAAACUCCCGCGAAUGACUAGGCUUGUUUCCCAGCAGUCGGAAUGCCUGAACAACCUCGAACCUCGUAAUAUACUCUCUGUGAACAACCUCGAACUCAAUCUCAAAGUGUAACGAACAUGGCUACUGUUCUCAUAUUGCUGUUGUAAAAAUUUUAUGCUGAUUGGAUGAAGAUAUUGUGGUUAAUGAGAUUGAAUUUUUGUCCUUAUUUACAUAAUUUCUACAAGAAUUAAGAGAAUCUAUUCGAGUUUUGAAGGAGACUAUAAAAAAUUGAUGCAAUUUUUUAAAAAAAUACGUUGUGUUACGCAGAUAAUCGAAUGCCUUAUUUUGCGUCGUAUUUGAUAGUGGUUGAUUUCCAUUCUGCAGAUAAACUAUUAAAUAAAAGGAGUACAGAAAGAAUGGCUGAGGAGCUUCUGCCAGCCAGUCUUGAAAAGCUCGAAAUUGACUCUUCACGUGAAGGAAACUCAAAAAAGAAAAUUGUGAAUCCAUUUCGUCGUGAAAAGAGUGCAGGUAAAAUGAAGAUUACGGCAGUUGAUGAGACAGAUCUGUGGACAUCAUUGAGCCUAUCAGGAGAAGAAUGUGCUAGUCUGUCUUGCAAAUGCAACAUCCAACGCUCAAAUGUGAAACUUCAUGCAACUCGCAGUUGGAAUCAUAAUCAACGAAAUGAACAUGGUAUUAAGCCUACCAUUACUUUUAAGAAGAGUAUUCUUCAAAAAAGUAAAUUAGGAUUUUUAUCAGGUACUUCAAACUACAAGCAAGGGAUUCAACCUAAUAGUGACAGAAUUUUAAAAGAACCAGUGCUGAAACUUACAAACUAUCCAAAAUCUUACCUUUCAAAAACCAGUGUGCGAGCAUCUCCAACAGUUUUGAGAAACUGUAAUCCUGUUGUUAAUGAAAUUCUAAAGUGUAAAUAUUCGGAAAUUAACUUGGUACCUUUUGGUCAAGGGAACCAAAAAUGGCAGGAUUUCAAAUCUCUGCUUCCAAAUCAGUCACAAGAACUUGCUUCAAACUCCUCUGUUUAUGAUAGUUGUAGCUUCCGUGGUUUAAGGUUGACUGAAGAACAGACAAAGUUACCACGUCACAAAUAUGAAGAUGACAGUAAAGAUGCAGGUAUUGCAGCCAAAAAUCGCUUAAGGUCUGAGAUCUAUACCUGCAAAAAUUCCAGUAGGCAGACUUGCUCGCAACAAGCCCGAAUGACUGCAACAACUUCCAACUCUUGUGAUGAUGUUACAAUUGAUGAAUUGGCCAGCUAUUUUGAUAUUUUUGUUCAUAUUCCCAAAAAGAUGUCACAUAUGGCAGAAAUGAUGUAUAUUUGAAGUAAUCCACUUUAAAGGCUGAGUUAUUUAUUAUAUAAGACUGUUUCAGAAGAUGAGAUGUUUUGCAAACAAAAGCUUGGCCAUU
Molecule: messenger RNA, 1551 nt
Organism: Gryllus bimaculatus (two-spotted cricket)
Lineage: Eukaryota; Metazoa; Arthropoda; Insecta; Orthoptera; Gryllidae
Source: the annotation of a GenBank genome assembly